This is a messenger RNA of Saccoglossus kowalevskii, 3956 nucleotides long. RefSeq lists its product as uncharacterized. Gene Ontology annotation, molecular function: protein binding. Lineage: Eukaryota; Metazoa; Hemichordata; Enteropneusta; Harrimaniidae. The record is from RefSeq and is a predicted model, not a curated record.
UUAGAAGUCCCAAUGUCCUCAACAACAAACAGUAAUCGGGGAAGCAACCACCUUGUGUGGUAAUACCUUUUGGAAUCAGACUAUAUAUACGUGCAUAAAUGUCUUGAAUUAUUCGAGAUAAAAAUGUCGAAAGAAGUCGUGAAAUCAACGGCUAGGAAACUAAAAUAUUAUAUGGAAAUUAAAAGAUUAGAAGAUGGAUUUGAUUUAUCGGGUCCUGAGUUACCACGACAACAUUACCCAGCAAAGAAGCCAGUAAGUGAGCGUAGGAAAGCGAAAUCGACACUUCGAUAUGAUGGCCUUCAUGACCGAAGUCUCAAACAUUAUUUCCAUGACCCGAAGGUGAAACAAAAAUUGAAUCAUUUAAACGCCAGGGACUGCGAGAUUGACUCAGAGCGAGAAUUUUAUAUCAGAGAACAAAUAAAACGUCACAUGAGAAAUUCAACAUUUACACAUCCUUAUUUACCAGAGGGAGUUUAUGUAUAUGACCCAGCAACUGAAUCCAAACCUGUCGGCAGACCAAAGAAAAAUGCAAAAACAUGGUAUGGCAGUAGUUCUAGACCAUACUCUGCUGGAAGUAGAUCAUACUCGGCUGGACCAUCUAGGAGAAAAAAAUCAAGUUCGCUGCGAGGUGGUAAUGUCCAGUUACGAAGCAGACCACCAGGUUAUGUUUCCAAAGGUGAGGCCGAGAGGAUUAUAAACACAGCAACCAAACUACUGGCAGCUACUGAAGCUGUUACAGGAACAAAAGGAAGGGGGAAAAAAAAACAAGCUCCUCAUGGAAGACCAUAUGAUUCUUACUAUGGAAUUCAACAUGAUGACGAUGAAGAGAGCUUACCAUACAUAGACAGUCAUCCCGAUGAUCAUUAUCAUCGACAUGGUUACCAUAGUGAUGAUACUUCUACUCGUGCAUCCAGUAGCCAAGUUGCAGUACGGCCACGGCCAAGGACAACCGGUGGGUAUAUACGGAGACCCAACAGACCAAGGACCGCUAAAGGUGCACGGCCGAGGCCCACCAGACCAAGUAGUGCUAAAUUUGCCUAUGAUCUUAGUGGCAGAAAAUAUAGAAUUUCAAGAGUUGAUGAAUCAUCAGGGCCAUAUACAAAUGGCAGAUCAGAUUCGGAAACAGAUAGAAGUUCUGAUAGAGUUCCUCACCGACCAAAUGGUAUAAAAGUCAUUGUACCGAAAGGAAACACUAAACAUUUACCCGAAUGGCUCGCACUGCAAAGAGCCAAAGCAAGGGAUCAAAAACCACCCAAACCAGAAAGAAGAACACAGAGCAGUCAUCGGCGAGAAAGAAGCCCAGUUGAGAGAAAUGGUGAUCAUAGACGAGAAAGGAGUCCAGUUGAGAGAGGUGGUGAUUUUGUCAGCACCGAUAUGUCUACACAAACUGAUGUGACGCAACAGACGCAGACAAUUAGUUAUGCUGGUGCCAAAUCCGUCCAGACUGUAACCCAUGCUUCCACUGGUAUUCAGUUGGUUGAUAGCAGUGCACAAGCUACAGUGAAUACUAAACCAAUUUAUGCACAAACUACUGAGAUGCCUGGCAUAGCAAUACAGGCUGAUAUAUCCAAACCUGCUGAUCCAGACCCAGAUAAUGAGUUAGAGAAAUUAAAACAUGGUCCGAAACUAAAAUCUGGAAAGCGGACCAUCUAUGAGAUUCAAGUUAUGACCGGCAAUAGAUUGGGGGCCAGCACCAAAGCUGAUAUAUACCUAACUAUAUACGGCAUCAAAGGAAACACCGGUAAAAUAAAACUCAAGCAAUCAAAACUUGGAAAUAAAAUUAAAUUCCAGAAAGGACAGACUGAUUUAUUCAAAGUCGACACGUACCAUGUUGGCAGACUGGAAUGUAUAGAAAUUGGACAUGAUAGAAUAGAACUAGGUAUGGGUUGGUAUUUGGAUAAGGUCAUAAUUAAGGAAGCCGAAGGCACAGUUAACGAGUUUUUAUGUAAUAGAUGGUUAUCGGCCAAAGAUGACAAUGGACGGACAAUACGAGUAUUACCGCUCUCGAAUGUUACUUAUGAAUCUUCAAGCGAAUCUGAAAGCGAGGAUGAUACGCAGACAGAGCCCGAAAGUCUGGUCGAGAAAAGUGAAGCAAGUACACAUUAUAGUCAGCCGUCUCUUGAUGGAAAUGUAAGUGACACCACGGAAACACAGGAAGUUAGUGAAUCUGAAGAUGAGAAGAAAUAUGACAGCAAAACUAGUCAUACUAGUGUAUCUCGUGGUCGCUCUGGUAGUGAAAGCGAAAGUGAUAGUGCAACUGAUACUGAUACUGCAACUGAUACUGACAGUGAGAGUGAUAGUGAAGGCAGUGUCAAAGUCGUACGAGUACGCCGCGGUGAUCCGGCUCCUCAACUCUCAUCUGCAUCCAGCAGAACAAAUUCUUUGGCUUCUGAAUCCUCAUCGUCUGAUUCAGAUACCAUAACAGAAACUGAAACCGAAACUGAAAUUGAAUUUAGAAGUAAACCAAAGUCUUAUUCGGGAAACGAGGAAGCACCCUCAAGGGAAAGCGCUAAGCCUUUGGGGGUGCGUGGGGAUCAGAAAAAAGAAGCCAAACAUAAUGAUGGGUCGUCUUCUGAUCAAUCAAGAAGAUCUUCGGAACAUAGGCCGGGGACUGCUUUGCCCACAAUUAAUGAAAAAGAUCGUGAAAGCAAAGCCUCCUUAUCAUCAUCUACGUAUUCAUCGUCAUCAUCAUCAUCAUCGUCGUCGUCGUCCGAGUCUGAUGAUGAAUCGGUCAAGGAGAGAGAAAAGAUGACAACCAACGGUGACUCAAAAAAACAAAAAGAAUCAACAAAGAAUAGAUACUCCUCAGAUAGUGAGUCUCACACUGAUAGCGAUUCAGAUAGUGUGACUUCAUCCAGUAGUAGCUAUAGCAGCGGAAGUGAAACAGAGGAUGAUAGAAGGAGAAAAGAGGAUGAUAAAUCGAAAGAUAUCCCUCCGAGACCAUCAUCGCCAACACCACCUCCUUCAACAACAACAGUAACGUCAGACGAGGAUAAAAAGACCAGCGAGGCUUACAUGGAAGGGUUUAAGCUUGGAAUAAAAGCCAGCGAGGAUUCUGAAACUACUUUAAAGGCAACACCAUCCACUUCUCAGAACGAAGAAGAGCGUCAUCAACACCGUGGAAAGUCCAUACAUGAAGCAACAAAAGCUGGUGAUUUGGACAGAGUUAAAGAGCUUGUAGGAAAGGACAAAAGCUGCAUCAACAAAACUGACGAGCACGGCAAGACUCCAUUACACAUAGCAGCUGAGAUUAACCAGUUGGAAAUAUUAAAAUGGUUGUCAGUCAACGAAAGUGAUCUGACUAAGGAAACUAACACAGGGUACACAGCAAUGCACUUGGCGGCAUUGAACGGGCACGUCAAAUGCGUAAUGUCGUUAUCUGCAAUGGGUGCAUCUAUAUACAAAUCGACCGUUGAUAAACAAACACCGAUGCAUUUAGCAGCCAUGAGUGGAAAUUUAGAGUGUUGUAAAUGGCUAGUUGCAAACAGAGCGUCAUUGAACGUCAAAGACAUCAUGGAACGAACACCGUUAGAUUUAGCUGAGCAGUAUAACCAUGAAGAGGUAGUGAAGUUUUUAAAAUCUUGUCAAGACGAAUUAGAAAAGAAAGACAGCAGUAUAUCACAGUUAAGAAGUCCCACAAAAUCUGAUAAACCCCAAGAGACAACCCAAGUGGGUUUCAGUGAUUUGAUGAAUGCAAAAUUAUCAUCUUCUGGAAGCAGUUGGCAAGACGACCAAAAUGCUCGGCAAGCACGUGGUAGGGGAAACAUGCGACAACGCAGCGACAGUGGUAGUAGCUCUAGCAGUUAUACGAGCAGCAGCUCAAGUGACAGCAGCCAUUAUCAUAGACGUAGUCGAAGGCGCAGUAGCAGCAGUACUCAGAGUGGAAGUUCCUCUGGUAGUAUUACAAGAUCUGAAUCAGAGACUGAUGUCAAAAAAGUUGUUACCUGAAAAAAUGA